UCAAUCAGCAGUCAGCACAAAAGUCGUAUUGCCAACCGCGCAUGUGAAUAAUUUGUUUUUUCACUGCAUCUGAUAGAGAGUUCAAGGUCGAGUGUACGAUCAGUCGGAGUUGCUCAUUUCCUAUAAACUUGCUUUUCAUAACGUUGACCUUAAACAGUUGCUAUUUACCCUCUACGAUAUGGUCGUGCGCAUAUCAAAGUUACCGUGUUGCUAGUUUUAAUAAGUUCAACGAUACUCUGUGUUUUCGUGUAUAUUAUUCGUUAAUAUUUAAGUAGUGAAAAUGAGUAACGUAGAAGUGGCUGUGGAUGAUGCGUUUGGAAUCCUUACAGUUUUGCCCAUAGUGGUUGGCGUUAGUGCCGCAGUGGUACUGGUGUCUGUCAUAGCCAACUGCUUCUGGGGCAAGAAAGACAAGAAAGCAGCUCCUAAGAAAAGUUCACAACUAAUAACAUUAGUGGACCCUAAUGUUAAGUAUGCUCUCCCACUCAUAGAGAGAGAAGAGAUCAGUCAUGACACAAGGAGGUUCCGAUUUGGACUGCCUUCAUCGGAGCAUGUUUUGGGCUUGCCCAUCGGCCAGCACAUUCACUUGUCGGCAAAGAUUGAUGAUGAUCUCGUCAUCAGAUCUUACACCCCCGUCUCAAGCGACGAAGAGAAGGGAUAUGUCGAACUUGUUAUUAAGGUAUACUUCAAAAAUGUCCACCCUAAAUUCCCCGACGGUGGCAAGAUGUCUCAACACUUGAACAGCCUGAAAAUAAAUGACACAAUUGAUGUCCGAGGACCCUCAGGCAGACUGCAGUAUGCAGGCAACGGCCUCUUCCUCAUCAAGAAAAUGAGGAAAGACCCACCCGUAGAAUUGCGGGCGAAAAAACUCAACAUGAUCGCAGGUGGUACUGGCAUCGCGCCAAUGCUACAGCUCAUCAGACAUAUAUGCAAAGAUGCGAGUGACCCCACAGAAAUGCGACUGUUGUUUGCCAACCAGACUGAAGAAGACAUCUUGUUGAGAAACGAACUGGAAAAGUACCAAGCUGAACAUCCCGAACAAUUCAAGCUGUGGUAUACUCUUGACAGGCCCAAUGAAGGAUGGAAAUACAGCGUCGGUUUCAUCAACGAUGAAAUGAUCAAGGAGCACUUAUUCGCACCAGGAGACGAUGUUUUAGUGCUAAUGUGUGGACCUCCCCCAAUGAUCAACUUCGCUUGCAACCCCGCCCUUGAGAAACUCGGCUAUCCUGAAUCACAACGUUUCGCAUACUAAAUAGAAAAAUUGUGAAUAGAAUAGUUUUGGUGUGGAAUGUUAACGCCAUGUUAGUAUAUUGUCAUUUCUAUUUCUUAAAUUAGUAGUUUCAGCUUUGUAGUUUGAAUUUAAUUGGAUUUAAAAGUAGUUCAGAAAAGUAGACUGAAUUUUAGUGCCUUAUGUUUUCUCAAGGCUUGCAUUUUUAUCGAGGUUAACUGCCGAUCUUUUUCCAUAUAUUUUUAUUGUAUUUGUUGAACAAGAAUAUGAACUAAUUCGCCAGAUAAGACCUCAUAAUGUGAUCAAAAAUACUUUCGUGAUAUACAUAUCUACUGGAUAUUCUUACCCUAAAAUAUUAAUCCGACAGAAAUGUUCUGCGAACAUUAUAUUAUAUAUUUAUUUAUAAAUAAUAUAUUUUUUACAACUUGUUAUACAUUCUAUGUGAGAAUUAUGUAUCUAGUGCUUGGUUGUUGAUGUAAUUAUUUACAAGUACAUUUUAACGACUGUAGUAAGUCAUUAAAUAUUGUUACUUUAUAA
Messenger RNA from Helicoverpa zea (corn earworm), 1762 nucleotides. Its product is annotated as NADH-cytochrome b5 reductase 2. Gene Ontology annotation, cellular component: mitochondrion. Bases 281 to 1249 code for a protein of 322 amino acids. The transcript is spliced from 6 exons. The record is from RefSeq and is a predicted model, not a curated record. Gene Ontology annotation, molecular function: FAD binding; oxidoreductase activity. NCBI's taxonomy places the organism in Eukaryota, Metazoa, Arthropoda, Insecta, Lepidoptera, Noctuidae.